AUGACAAAGACAAAUUAUAGUAUUAAGGAUCUGUAUUAUGACAUUUAUACGAUCAAUGACUAUUUUUGGGAGGAUAAAGGUCAAUUAAAAGUUAAUCCAAAAUACAAAUCAAUCCACAAUUAUUGUCAUUACGAGAAUAACUCAAGAGAUAAUAAUUGCCAUGAUUAUUUUCAAUUGGCUAGUUGUGGUGUUAUUUAUUUGCUAAAAAAUUUAAAGAAGUAUGGUUUAGAAUAUGAUAAAUUUGCCGAAUACGUUAUUUUAUGGUUAAAUUAUAAUCUAAAUAUAAAGACAAAUAAUGAAUUUACCAAUUUAAACGAAUUUUAUACUAAAUAUAUAGAAAAUAAUAACUGUUAUAAUGAUAAAAUAAAAGGUGAUGAUGAUCUGAGUUAUAAGGAUAUUAUAAAUAUAAAUAAAGAUUUGAUGGGUAUGGAUAUUAAAGAAAUAUCUAAAUUUAAUUAUCCAUUUAAUAUAUUAUUUUAUUUGUAUUAUGAAUAUCAUCAUGAAUAUUGGAAUUGCGAAAAAAAUGUGGGAUAUGCUAAAAAUUUUGUUCAAAAUUUUGAAGAACUCAAUGAAGAUUCUAAGAAUAUAGAAGGCAGUCUCUAUACUCAAAUAUUGUCUACAUUAUCAAAUGAUUAUAUCAAUUUAAAAAAUAUAUAUUAUGAAAAGAAUUAUUGCAAUUUUCCAUCUAUUCCAGAUUUAACCCCCAAAAAAAUAUCUGCACAAAAUCCUGUAGGAAAUUCUGUAGAAAAUUCUGGAAAAGGUGAUGAACAAAUAUUGGGACAGCCAUCUUAUAGUAUUGAGGAUGUGUAUAAAGAAAUUAAUACAAUCGAUGGCAAUUUUGGUGUGAACGUGGAAAAUGGAAAACCAGUUGAACAUGCUAAAGGACCAAUCACAAAAUAUUGUCCUUACAUUACUGCCACAAAAUCUAAUAUUUGUACUAAUUAUAUUGAAAUGGCUAAUUCUGGUGUUAUUAAUUUGCUAGAUAAUUUAAAGGACAAAUUUGAUUCAAAAUAUGAUAAACUUGCCGAAUACGCUAUUUUAUUGUUAAGUUAUAAACUAAAUCAACAUUCACAAUAUAGCAGCACCAAUUUAAAUGAUUUUUAUACUAAAUAUAUAGAAAACAAUGAGUAUUAUAAAAAGAAAAUAAAUGGUGAUAAUGGUCUGACUUAUAAGGAAAUUAUAGAUGAAAAAAAAGAUUUGAUGAAUGCUAAAGAAAUAUCUAAAUUUAAUUAUCCAUUUAGUAUAUUAUGUAUAUUGUAUAAUGGAAUUAAAACAAACAAUAGGUAUUGUAUAAACUAUUCGAAUUAUCCUAAAACGUUAGCUAAUGAAUUUGAAAAACUUAAUAAUGAUUCUAAUAUUAAUGGAAAUGCUUCAUAUAGAAUAUUAUUGUCUACAUUAUCAGAUGAUUAUAACAAUUUAAUAAAUAAUUAUGAUUAUAUUAAAUCUUGCAAUUUUCCAACCCUUUCACCGGUAAAAACAUCAUCAAGUUCGUCGAUAGCAAGCAAAUUAAUUCCAGGUUUAUCGAUAUCUUCUGUAAUAUCAGCUUUCUUAGGAAUUGCUUAUAAGUAUUCAUUAUUUGGAAUUGAUAAACUAUUUCAAAGACAAUAUAUAAGAAAAAAAUUAAAACAAGUAAAGAAGAAAAUGAAACUUAAUAUAUGA
Messenger RNA from Plasmodium vinckei vinckei, 1659 nucleotides. RefSeq names its product PIR protein CIR protein. NCBI's taxonomy places the organism in Eukaryota, Apicomplexa, Aconoidasida, Haemosporida, Plasmodiidae. The record is from RefSeq and is a predicted model, not a curated record. The transcript is spliced from 4 exons. Bases 1 to 1659 code for a protein of 552 amino acids.